Molecule: messenger RNA, 1697 nt
Organism: Trifolium pratense (red clover)
Lineage: Eukaryota; Viridiplantae; Streptophyta; Magnoliopsida; Fabales; Fabaceae
Product: glyoxylate/hydroxypyruvate/pyruvate reductase 2KGR-like
Exons: 3
Coding region: 61-1437 (458 amino acids)
Cellular component (GO): cytosol
Molecular function (GO): glyoxylate reductase (NADPH) activity; hydroxypyruvate reductase [NAD(P)H] activity; NAD binding
Source: RefSeq, a predicted model, not a curated record
ACAUACAUAGAGAUACUCGUUUAGCAGAAUUGAGUCUGGUUCAUUUCAUUUCAAGUUUCAAUGGAAUCCAUUGGCGUUCUACUGACAUGCCCAAUGUACACCAACCUCCACGAAGAACUCGCAAACCGAUUCAACCUAUUCAAACUCUGGAACUUUUCAUCAUUCCAAUCCUUCUCUCAAACUCACGCUAAUUCAAUUCGUGCAUUGGUUUGCGACACCAAAAUCGGUGCCGACGCAAACACGAUCGAUUCACUUCCCAAUCUAGAAAUUGUUUCAACUUACAGUGUUGGAUUAGAUAAAAUUGAUCUGAAAAAGUGUAGAGAGAAAGGAAUUCGAGUUGCAAAUACGCCAGAUGUGUUAACCGAUGACGUCGCCGAUCUCGCCAUUGCUCUUGCUUUGGCUGUCUUCAGGAAGAUUCCUCAGAGUGAUGGUUAUGUUAAGAAUGGGCUUUGGAACAAUUCGGAUUAUCCAUUAACUACAAAGUUUUCAAUGGAAUCCAUUGGAGUCUUACUAACUUGCCCAAUGUACACCAACCUCCACGAAGAACUAGAAAAACGAUUCAACCUAUUCAAACUCUGGAACUUUUCAUCAUUCAAAUCCUUCUCUCAAACUCAUGCUAAUUCAGUUCGUGCAUUGGUUUGCGACACCAAAAUCGGAGCCAACGCAAACACGAUCGAUACACUUCCCAGUCUAGAAAUCAUUUCAACUUACGGCGUUGGAUUAGAUAAAAUUGAUCUGAAAAAGUGUAGAGAGAAAGGAAUUCGAGUUGCAAAUACGCCGGAUGCGUUAACCGAUGACGUUGCCGAUCUUGCCAUUGCACAUGCUUUGGCUGUCUUCAGGAAGAUUCCUCAGAGUGAUGGUUAUGUCAAGAAUGGGCUUUGGAAACAUUCGGAAUAUCCAUUAACGACAAAGUUUAGUGGUAAAUCAGUUGGAAUUGUUGGUUUGGGAAGGAUUGGUUCAGCAAUAGCAAAGAGAGCUGCAGCAUUUGGUUGUCCAGUUAGUUACCACUCAAGAUCUGAAAAACCAGAGGCAGGAUCAUCUUACAAGUAUUACCCUAACAUCCUUGAUUUGGUAGCUAACUCUCAAAUACUUGUUGUAGCAUGUGCCCUUACCGAAGAAACCCGUCACCUUGUGAAUCGUGAAGUUAUCGAUGCAUUGGGCCCGAAAGGUGUUAUUAUCAACAUUGGGCGCGGACCAAUUAUUGAUCAACGCGAACUCGUGUCUGCGUUGGUCGAAGGACAGUUGGGUGGCGCGGGUCUUGAUGUGUUUGAGAAUGAGCCCGAUGUGCCUGAGGAGUUAAUGAGCCUUGAGAAUGUUGUGCUCACUCCUCAUGUGGGAACUGACACUGUUGAAACUUGCAAUGACAUGGCAGAUCUUGUGAUUGCAAACUUGGAGGCUCACUUUAGUGGCAAGCCACUUUUGACUCCAGUCUUGUGAUUUUACUGAUUGAAGUAUAGUAUUGAACAAUGGUGUUACAAUAUCUACUAUAGAAAGUUAUGCUAUUCUAGACAUUUCUUGGUGUUAAUGCUGAAGUCAAAUGAUUUUGUUUGGAGCAUGUCUUUCUUUGUUGUUCUUGUAUGCAAGAAAGAUAUGUAAGAAACAUCUCUAAUUGUGGUGCCUUAAAUAGGCUGCAUAAGGGGAACCAAUAAGUUAAGAGUAAGUAAACAAUCUAAAAUUGGUUACUUAAUUUCCCAUUA